AUGGCGGCGGCCUUCCUCCACUUCGUACUCGUCAUGGCGGCGGCCUUCCUCCACUCGGUCUUGCAGGUCGAGGACCACUGCCGUCGUUCUCCAUUGGAACGGCUGCCUCUACACCGGUGUCCAGCCCCAACGUCGGAGGGAGAUGCCGCGUCGUGUACAAAUAAUUUGUUCUAUGUGGACCGUACCAGUGAGUUUGCUGCAUCUACUAACGGCAGAGAAGGCGGCUGGCGUGGCGCUGGAUAUAAUCCAAAUUUUGAGAACGCUGACGAGUAUCCUCCACGCCCGGAACAUGUAGAAGCACCUUCUGCAAAAGAGAUUGAUUUGAAUGCUUUGGCUAACAAGAAUAACAGAGAACAGUACACUGUCGAAGACAAGCGUAAUAUUUACGCUAUGCUGCUUGCUCGAAAUGGAGAGCGUGGAAGGUUAAAGAAGGGGGUUUUGGAUUCUGUUGUACGUGAUGGAAAUUGUUCUCGGAGGUGCGUGAGUAGGAUUUGGAAAGAAACGAAGACAGGAGGUGGCGUUAACUCUAUCAAGAACAAUUUGAAGUUAAAAACGGGAAGGAAGAAAAUGAGUUUGGAUAUUGAGGCAUUAGAAGCCAUUCCACCUGGUGAGAGGACCACAAUUCGACAAGUUGCUGCUGGACUUAACAUGUCCAAAAGCACAGUUCAUCGUAGGUUGAAGGAGAAGGUAAUGAGACGAGUUUCAAAUGAACUGAAACCUUCAUUAACUGAAGCCAACAAGAAGGCACGUGUGGCGUAUUGCCUUGAGAAUUUGGAGCCAAGUUCAUUGGAGGACAAUCCCACUUUUAAAGCUAGUUUUAACAAGGUUCAUUUGGAUGAGAAGAUCUUCUACCGUACAAGGAAGACACAGAAAAUGUACUUGAGUCAUAGAGAGGAAGCACCAAAAAGAGAAUGCAAACAUAAAAACCACAUCCAGCAGAUCAUGUUCUUGUCGGCUAUGGCAAGGCCAAGGUAUGAUUCUCAAGGAAAUUGUGUGUUUGAUGGAAAAAUAGGUGUGUGGGCAUUUGUUGAUUGGGUGCAAGCUCAAAAGAAGAGUGCUAACAGAGGGAGAGGAGAAUGGGAGCUCAAGCCGAGAACCUUGAAUCACUAGCUCCGACGUUCGUUCCACGAUCUACUUUCUGAAAAAGAUCUUGAAUGGUUGUGUAAAUCCUCUCAAAUUCAUCCUCAAGUUCUUCCACCUCGCCUUGUGUGACUUCCACCUCGCCAUCUGCCUCCUCCACCUCGGCAUCUGCCUCCUCUACCUCGGCAUCUACCUCCCCCACCUCGGCACAGACCUCCUCCAUGCCCUCCACGUCCAUGAUAGUUGGGGGGAGAUGAGGCAAUGAACUGAAUGUGUGGGAAGAGGAGGAACAUGUGUUGCCAUUUUAUACAAGUUUCAGCAUGCAAAACAGUAACCGUUUCACACUGCAUUGUGGAAGAGGAAGAUGAGAGGAAGUACUCCAACACGCAUUAGAAUUGUGGUGCAUGCAGCGUGGGAAGAGGAGUAAGUGUUGUGGUGCAUGCAGAUUUAGUGGAGUGGUUUCCCACGGUGAAAGAGGAGUGGAUCAGCUUUUGCAUGCAAACAUUGAUGGACUACUAGUGUCAAAUUGAAUACAAAUGUGCCUAGGGGGUGGAAGAUUU
This is a messenger RNA of Triticum aestivum (bread wheat), 1640 nucleotides long. RefSeq lists its product as uncharacterized. Gene Ontology annotation, biological process: DNA transposition; DNA integration. The transcript has 5 exons. The record is from RefSeq and is a predicted model, not a curated record. The coding region runs from base 1 to 1110 and encodes 369 amino acids. Gene Ontology annotation, molecular function: DNA binding. Lineage: Eukaryota; Viridiplantae; Streptophyta; Magnoliopsida; Poales; Poaceae.